AUGCACGUCUCCUCAUCCAUUUUGAUGGCUCUCCCCAUCUUAUCCCUCCUACCUCUCAUACACGCCCUGGCGUCCCCGCUCGGACCCGUCGUUGACCUUGGCUACGCUGCGUACGCCGGCAACUCGACUUCACCCGCGGGAGAAGAGAGCAGUUCGGUGACGUUCUUUGGGGGAAUACCAUACGCCCAACAGCCGGUGGGCGUGCUGAGAUUCCGUGCGCCACAUCCUUUGGACGAGAAUGUCAUUGCACCUGAAUCCUCUGCGAACGCGACCAGUUACGAGAGGUACGAGAACGCCCCAAGUAACAGAAGGGUCGCAGACGCCCGUGGCUGGGGCCCGCCAUGCUAUCAGCGACCGGCGAUGGUCGGCAUUGGGUCGGAGGACUGCUUGACAUUGAACGUGUGGAAGCCAACGGACGCGGUGGAAGGAGAUAACCUGCCAGUUGCAGGCGGUGGCUUCUAUGCUGGUUCCCCCGCCGGCUUCCCCCUCUACGACUGGGUCGCUCAAUCCAACGGCAGCAUCGUCGCCGUCUCCAUGGCGUACCGCCUCGGCCUCCUGGGCCUCCUUGCAGGCUCUGCCGUGGCCGCAGACGGCGACCUGAACGCGGGUCUGCUUGAUCAGCGCGCCGCAUUGGAUUGGGUGCAGAGGCAUAUACAGGCGUUUGGUGGGGACCCGGGGAAGGUGACAAUUUAUGGGGAGAGUGCGGGAGGUGCCAGUGUGGUGAUGCACAUGACGGCGUAUGGUGGCGUGAAGGAACCGCCGUUUGCGCGCGCCGUGGCUCAGUCGAUUGGCUACGGGACGACGCAUACGAGAGAAGAGGCCGAAGGAUAUUUCGCAAACGUCACGUCUAUUGUAGGCUGCGCGGCGGAUGAAGCACCUAUGAGCUGUCUGCGUGAUGCAUCUAUCGCCUCUAUCGUCAGCGCAACGAACCGCAUCAUCAACGGCGCCUUCACGCCCGUUAUUGACUCCCCGGAAGAGUACAGCUCCCUUUCCGGCGCUCACGGGUUCAUGCCCGAUCUCCCUUCCGCGCUAGUUAGGGCGGGCAACUUCUCCGCCGUCGACUUCGUCGGCGGUCACACGACGGGGGAUGGCAAAACAUUCGCGGGCGGUCAUCCCGAAGACUUCCAGACCGACCAGGAUAUCAGGGAUAUCACGUUCAAGCGGUGGCCGGGGGUGACGGAUGCCACAUUCGCGAAGAUACUCGAGCUAUAUCCGUCUCCCAACGAGACGGGUAGUCCGUUCGCUACGCAAUGGGACAGGGUGUGGACGCUGGCGGGCGAUCCUGUCUUCACUUGCAUGGACACCUUCGUCGCGAACGCUACGCUAGCGAAGAACAUCUCGAGCGUCUAUACCUAUAGCUGGGACGUGCCCGAUACCGUCCUUUACGAGCAGGAUCCAUGGAAGGGCGCGAUGCAUACCUCCGAUCUCUACUUCCUCUUCCAGGGAACCAACACAAUUCCGAAUGCGGGGAAUACGUUCACGGCGUUUAACGAGGUCCGUCCGUCGUUUGCGGUCAUCCAUUGGGCGCGGUGUAGUCCACCAAUCUCGGAAGCGGUCGUAUCUCAAGAGGCGAUCGCGUACUGGACGUCGUUCGCGAGGACGGGAGAUCCGUCUGCGGCGAAAUAUCCGACCUCGCCUUCCUGGCCGCCCUUCGCAGCCGACGACGGCAGACGGCAGAGGCUCCUGGUCAAGGAAGGGACGAGCGAGAAGACGUCCUCCGCCGCAGACGAUAUCUCGGACUACGAGCUGAUCCGUUGCGCCUUCUGGAUGAGUGAAGAAGUCACGGCGGAGACGCGCAUUUGA
Molecule: messenger RNA, 1803 nt
Organism: Schizophyllum commune H4-8
Lineage: Eukaryota; Fungi; Basidiomycota; Agaricomycetes; Agaricales; Schizophyllaceae
Product: alpha/beta-hydrolase
Exons: 13
Coding region: 1-1803 (600 amino acids)
Source: RefSeq, a predicted model, not a curated record